AUGGACUCCAAACAAUCUACGUGUCCUUGCUGUGGUAAACAAGGUCUCUCCAAGCGAACUAUCCGACGGCACCUCCAGCGACUAGAGCAAGAUAUAUCAGACAAUGAAAUGAUACUCUCUGGCAAUGAUGACUUAGUAUCCAAGAGCGAUUCUUCAUCAUACCUCUCAGAUGAUGUGAUGAACAUGUCCGAUAUGGACAAUUCCACCCCAAACACGCCACUCUCCAGUCAUCAUGAUGAACCACCUUUGCCAUCUUGCUGGAAUGCAUUAGACACCAAUGAAAUGUCAAACGAACCUGUCAACACACUGGCAGAAAAGUUUUCUGGGCUAUCUCUUAUACUGGAGUCACACUUUGAGCCCGAGGUGGCUCCGGACUUGGAAGACGAUGUGGAUCCCCUGACCCCACAAGGUGUAGCUGAACCUCGUGAGACAGGCUAUGAAUCUGGUGGUGAUUCAGAUGGGGACUCUUUGAUGGGCUCAUUCUAUGACCUGGGGCUGGAUGAAGAACUCCGUGAUAUAUAUCGAUUCAACAUCCAAAGUUUGUCAGAAGAAGACAUCGAUUCAAUCAAGAUGUUCAACUUUAUCAGAAACACAAACCUUUCACGGAAGGCUUAUGCUCAACUUGCUAAAUUCUGGGGCAGUCGCAUCCACAUUGAGUCCCUAUACAAGGACCGAUUACAAAACUGCCGAAUUGUGCCCAUAUUGCCAUGA
Molecule: messenger RNA, 711 nt
Organism: Cantharellus anzutake
Lineage: Eukaryota; Fungi; Basidiomycota; Agaricomycetes; Cantharellales; Hydnaceae
Exons: 3
Coding region: 1-711 (236 amino acids)
Source: RefSeq, a predicted model, not a curated record